Synchiropus splendidus (mandarinfish) is the source of this 7067-nucleotide messenger RNA. It is a transcript of the gene nrcama, whose product is annotated as neuronal cell adhesion molecule a. Gene Ontology annotation, biological process: axon guidance; cell-cell adhesion; brain development. The record is from RefSeq and is a predicted model, not a curated record. Gene Ontology annotation, cellular component: axon; plasma membrane. Bases 404 to 4297 code for a protein of 1297 amino acids. Gene Ontology annotation, molecular function: cell-cell adhesion mediator activity. The transcript is spliced from 32 exons. Lineage: Eukaryota; Metazoa; Chordata; Actinopteri; Syngnathiformes; Callionymidae.
CAGUACGGUAAUCGUGGUUAAUAGUGCGACCCCAUAUUUACGGUUUGCACUGUUAAGUUGUUUUUUUUUUUUUUUUUCUAUGGCGGCUCAGGGAACCCUGCGACAUUUUUUUACUCCCACUUUGAAAUUCGGACUGAAGGGUGACAUUUCUCCUGACUCCGAGUGACACUCCCUGUCAGCAGCAGCAACAGAGACGAUCUUUGGCCGCUGCUGGUUGUGAAGCUGCUGCAGCUCCGACCCACACACACGCAAACACACACAGACACACAAUCUGUCUCACACACACACACACACUCCCCCCACACACUCACACACCUCAUCUCUCUGCAGCAUCGGUGGACCAGGAACCAGCUGCCGCAGGUGGAAUCGACCGCUCGCUGAAUCUGGCUCAGGCAACUAAAACAUGGACUGGAACUGGUUACAAGGACUCCGGGUCAUUCUUUUUGUACUGUCGAGUCAUGUGACCUCAGCGCUGGAAGUGCCUCUUGAUCCUAAAGUCCUGGAAGGAUUGCCGCAGCCGCCCACCAUCACGUCGCAGUCCCCGAAAGAUUACAUCAUUGACCCGCGCGAAAACAUCGUCAUCCACUGUGAGGCCAAAGGGAAGCCACAUCCCAGUUUCUCCUGGACUCGGAACGGCUCUCACUUUGAUGUGGAGAAAGACUCCAAAGUUCUGAUGAAGCCCGGUUCUGGAACUCUGGUCAUCGACAUCAGUGGCGAGAAGGCCGAGGCAUACGAGGGGACGUAUCAGUGCACGGCGCAAAAUGACCACGGGAUGGCCGUCUCCAACAACAUCGUCAUCAGACAGUCACGUUCCCCCUUGUGGUCUAAAGAGAGAAUUGAGACACUGACGGUGCAGACAGGCGUCUCACUGGUGUUGCAGUGUCGCCCGCCUGCAGGUCUGCCGCCACCUGUCAUCUUCUGGAUGGACAACAACUUCCAGAGGAUCACGCUGGACAAACGCGUGUCGCAGGCGCUGAACGGAGACCUGUUCUUCUCCAACAUGGUCCCGGAAGACACGAGGACGGACUACAUUUGCUACGCUCGCUUCCCGCACACGCAGACCAUCCAGCAGAAGCAGCCCAUAUCUGUGUCCGUGCUCAGCACAAACCCAGCUGCCGAGCGCCGUCCCUCCUUCAUGACUCCCUCAGGAGGCUCCAGCUCCGUCACUGUCCUGAGAGGAGAAACUCUGCAGCUUCAGUGCAUCGCUGAGGGACUACCGACGCCUGAGGUUUCCUGGAAGAAAGAUGGAAGUGAGCUUCCAACCUCUCGAUUGACAUUCAGCAGCUUUAAGAAGACACUGAAGAUUUCUGAGGUGACGGAGGCUGAUGGCGGCGACUACCGAUGCUCGGCCUCCAACCGCCUCGGCGUCGCUCACCACAUAGUCAAAGUCACCGUUAAAGCGGCACCUUUCUGGGUCAGUGCUCCUCGGAAUCUAAUCCUUGCCCCAAAUGAGACAGGGAUACUGACCUGCCGGGUGGGUGGUGACCCCAAACCCAUCAUCGACUGGUUCAUCAACGGAAUUCCCAUCGCUAACGCACCGAAGGACCCUGGCAGGAAGGUCGAGGGUGACACGGUGAUACUCGGCAGCGUCAGGUCCGGAUCCAGCGCCGUCUACCAGUGUAACGCCUCCAACGAGUUCGGCUACUUGAUGGCCAACGCCUUUGUCAGCGUCCUGGCUGAGUCUCCGCGGAUCUUGACCCGGCCCGACCAAGUGUACCAGGUGAUCACCAACAACCGUGCCCUGCUGGACUGCGCCUCCUUUGGAUCGCCGAUUCCAAUCAUCACAUGGUUCAAGGACUCAAAGAUCAGCAUCAAGACCGGGGAUGCUUACGUGAUCCAUGAGAAUGGAACCCUGGAGGUCCACGUGGCCCAGCCAGCCCACAGUGGGAAGUACACGUGCAUCGCCACCAACGACCUCGGCGUUAAGGAGAACCACGUGCACCUAGAGGUCAAAGAACCCACCCGGAUCCUGAAGCAGCCAGAGUACAAGGUGGUACAGCGCGGCAUGGAUGCUGUCUUUGAGUGUCAAGUCAAACACGACCCUUCGCUGGUUCCCACUGUCACCUGGCUCAAGGACAGCGGAGAACUGCCUGAUGAUGAGAGGUUUGAGGUUGGCGCCGACGGUCUGGUCAUCAGGGACGUGAUCCACCAGGACGAGGGAACCUACACCUGCGUCAUGAACACCAGUCUGGACCAAGAUUCGGCCAGCGCCAUGCUGACGGUUGUCGAGGCCACGCCCACUCCAGCUAUCGUCUAUGAGAAACCGGACCCACCGACAGGCCUAGAACUGGGCGACCAGACAGACAGGGGUGUCCGGCUGACCUGGACCCCUGGAGAUGAGCACAACAGCCCCACUCAGAAGUUCCUGAUCCAGUAUGAAGACCUCCUGCAUGAGCCGGGGAAGUGGGUCAACCUAACAGAGGUCGCUGGUUCCAGCACCUCAGCCCAGCUCAGCCUCUCGCCCUUCGUCUACUACUCCUUCAGAGUUCUGGCUCAGAACAACAUGGGUUUGAGUGAUCCGAGCCUGCCGUCUCCCCAGUACAGGACCAGCCCUGCAGCUCCUGAUCAGAAUCCAUCCGAUGUUAAAGGAGUUGGGUCAGAACCGGACAACAUGGUCAUCAGCUGGACGUCGCUAACAGGGUUCCAGUCCAACGGUCCUGGUCUGCAGUACAAAGUCUUCUGGCGGCAGAUGGAUGUGGAUCAACAAUGGGCAUCGACGACGGUGGCCAACACUUCAGAAUAUAUUGUGACUGGAACAGCCACUUAUGUCCCGUACGAGAUCAAAGUUCAAGCGCUGAAUGAUUAUGGCAACGGCCCGGAACCCUCAGUCGUGACUGGAUACUCGGGAGAGGACGCGCCGUUGGCUGCUCCAGAGAAUGUUGAAGUUGUGGCCCAAGACAGCACCCAGGCCGAGGUGCAGUGGGAGGCCGUUGCUGCCGCUUCAGUCCGAGGAAAACUGCAGGGAUACAAGGUGUACUACCAGCGAGAGCGAGGGCUGCAGGAUGGCGGGGAAAAGCAGGAGCUCGAAGAGCAGGUCCUGACGUUCAGCGAGAACAGUACAGUGGGUCAAGUGUCCAACCUAGAGCCUUACAGCGUCUACACUCUCUACAUGAGGGUCCUGAACAGCAAAGGUGAAGGGCCGGCCAGCACCAGCAAGACCUUCCAGACCCCAGAGGGCGUUCCCGGCCGUUUGCCUUUCCUCAAAGUGGUCAGUUCAGGUCUUGACUCGCUGGCUCUGGAAUGGGGGCCGCCCAUGCGCCACAAUGGCCGCCUUACUGGAUACACACUGUCCUAUCAACCGGUCAACGGCACCAGUGAACUGGGUCCAGUCAAGGUGAUCACUUUCCUGGCCAACGAGACCACCUGCACUCUGACCCGUCUCAACACAAGCACAAUCUACAACCUGUCCGUCAGUGCCAUGACGGCCAAGGGGUCCGGACCGGGUCUCUCCAAGGAGGUGUCCACGCUGGUGGAGACAACGCGCCCACUAGUAGAGACCAGCAAAGGACCCACUGAGCCCUUCCCCCCAUCCUCCCCCAUCACACAGUCCCAGGUCCCCCCACUCUUCAAGGCGCCCCCAGUCGGCCCAGCGUUCGGUGCCGUCAACACGUCGGUCUCGGAGGACGGCGCCGUGAUCAGUUGGGAAUACUUUGGCCACCAUAAGAAAGUUUACGUGGAGUACAUUGUAGAGAACAGUAAAGAGGACUGGACCGAGGAGGAGGUGAACGGUUCUCGUUCGCACAUGAUUAAGGGCUUGAAACCCGGGACCUCCUAUAGGGUGCGGGUGGUGGCCCGGGACCCGGCAGGUGCGACGCCCCACAGCACCAGCGAGGUGUUGGUGACGGUCCCAGCGGUUCCGAGUCGGCACGUUGACAUCGCGACUCAGGGCUGGUUCAUUGGGUUGAUGUGCGCCAUCGCGCUGCUCAUCCUGGUUCUGCUCAUCGUCUGCUUCAUCAAGAGGAACAAAGGCGGCAAAUAUCCUGUGAAAGAGAAAGAAGAAGCGCACCAGGACCCGGAGAUCCAGCCCAUGAAGGAGGAUGAUGGGACGUUUGGGGAGUACAGCGACAUGGAGGACCACAAACCACUGAAGGGCAGUCGAACACCAUCCAACGGGACAGUGCGCCGCGACGAGAGCGACGACAGUCUCGUGGACUAUGGGGAGGGUGGGGACGGACAGUUUAAUGAGGAUGGCUCAUUCAUCGGUCAAUACAGUGGUCGAAAGGAGAAGGACACUCACGAAGGAAAUGAAAGCUCAGAAGCCCCGUCGCCAGUCAACGCCAUGAACUCAUUCGUCUAACGGCGGCCACCGCUCUGCUGUAGUGGCCGCAGUGGGCCAGCAGAUUACUUUACCAGUGGCCCUCUCCAGGGUUACCUGUCGCCAAGACUGCUAACACCCCCUCAUCCUCUCCCGCAUCAUCUGACCCUCGUGGUCACCAUGGAUACCACGGACUCCCCUCCCCCAGCAGGGACGAAUGAAGAGGAAGCAAUACAAGAAUGUAGACGCGUGUUGGUGCCAAAACUCUACGAACUUAUAGCCUAAAUAUAUAUUUUAACUAUUUAAAUGUCCCACAGGAAGUUAAAUAUGCAUCCGAACACAUUAGUCAACAUCUGCAUGGAUACGACCAUGGUCCCCAAAAAGCAUCGUACACAUUGAGAUUGUAAACAGUUUGGUUCACGAGUGAUUGUGUUUAAUGGUGUCUGAUAUUUAGAGGAAUGAAAUAGCAGAAGUAGCAUUUGUCUUUUUUGGGACGAGUGAUUCGUUUGUAAAUAGAUAUAUUGACUAUUUUAGGUCAGCCACAGGUAGGUAUCGGAAACAGCAGGAAAUGGCUCACAAUCCCCCAACAAUGAAGCGAAGUCGCACAGAAUCUUUAGAGCCUGCCUCACACUUGGACGCAGUACUUAUCUCUCUGGAUUUUUGUUUUGAAGUUUCAAAUUGUAGUCUGCUAUGUUGAAGCUCGUAACCUUUCCCUGCUGGCCCAACCCUGGUACUGCGGUCAUUCUAACAACGUCAGUCACGGCUCCAUGCACUGACGCAUUAAGGCAGAAUUUCCUUUCAUGCGCAUCUUGAGGACCUCAUCGAACAGAGGGCUCAAUGUGUCGGCGCUGCUGGUCAACCUGGUACAAGCUAGUGAAUGUUAUCUUUAUCAGUCAAACCGCUUUUAUUUUGCAACUUCAGCCAGUAUUAUAAAUGUUUUCCAAAAUAGAAUCAGUUCCUUUACCACAUUAAGUUUUUCUGUUUGGCUUUAUUUAUCCUUUACAUUUGAUAAGCUUAAGAUCAGUAGCAGUGAAUUGUUGUUUAUCAUAAAGUUACAUCGGGGGAUGCUUGUGCAUGGAAACCCAAACUGAAGAAGAUCCUUUGUUAAAGUAUGUUACAGUUUGUUCUUUUUUUUUUUUUUUCGUGACAAAAUCAACGACAGUCAGUGUGGUGACGAGUGGUGCAUGACAGCUAUUCUGAUUUCCAACUGCAACCCUGCCAAAAAACAUUUCCACGCAGAAUAAAGAAGUAGCAUGUCUUUGUUGUUUUGCAGUUGAAAGGUAAACUCUGACAGCUCUAACAGACGCUAAUUGUUGAGGGAGCAAAUUGUUUCACUGAACAAUGAGGCAGAAUUUUGGUCGGAAACGACAGCAUUCACUUUGAGUUGAGAUGCACAAAUUUGUUCUUCAUCGUGAAACCAGAAGACCAUUGGCUUCUAUUGCACAAUAUUGAAGAUGCAUUAUUACAAUUUUGAAAAUAAACAAGAAGAAGCUGUGGCAACGAGCGGUUGUAUGAAAACUAUUUUGCUCUUUGUUUUGCGUAACAUGAGUCUGUUUUUCCAAAAUUGGUGUUGAAGAAAGUGACUACCACAACAAGCGGAGCGUAAUGGCCAUGUUGACCCCCAGAUGUGGAAAGGUUUAGAAAGUGAACAAUGUGCUAUUGUGGCGACAGCUGGCCUCUUCAUUUUCUAAGCUUGAAAACUCACAAGACAGUCGGAAAUUGUACAGUUUAUUUAUGGAAGGCAACAGACAAACAGAGCAUGAUGUUUAGUGAUCAGUGAUUUAGCAUCGCCAUGGGUUUGAACAAACAAGAUUGCUGCUGGCUGCUCUGACAUCUCUUGUUCACCUCAUCAUUUCAGCUUGCUACGCCAAACUACUGCCAAACUAGCACCAGGUUACUGCCAACAGACGCCGGAGUUUCUGUCUGUCACAAAGGCUUGACAAGCAUCCUGAAAGUAUCCGUUUCUGAAUGUGAGAGUUUAAUUGUUGCUGGUUUCACUGAGAAUGAUACACUAACACACAUGUCAAACUUUGUCAUCACUUAACUGUAGCUGAAAAAGUGUAUGGGGAGCACUCACUGGGUUUUAUACCAUUGCUACUGAAAGAGUGUGUGUGUGUGAAUGUGCAUGCUUGUGUGUCAAAGCGUGCGUGGCCCUGCUUUACCUAAUUUUGUGGCAAGCAGUUUAAGCCCCGCCCCCUCCUCCGACGUCAUUAUGUUUGGGUUAUCAUGACUUGCAUCAAGUUUAUUUGUGUUUCCACGUGUCAACUGUGAACGAUGAAAAGUAACUGAGCACUGAGUCGAGGUCGUGGGUGGGUGGGGGGGGCGGAGUUGAGAGAUAAGCUGCGUUGUGGGUCGCGCGACAAAUGUGAGUGUGAUGAGAUUAUUUAGAGUUUUAUCAUUUGCUGUGAUUUUACUUUUUCUGACACCCGUCAGAGGACUUUGCAAUCAGGUGUCACCGGUUAUUUUCACUUGUGAUUGUGAGUCUGGGAGUGAAAAAGUUGUCGUCAGAAUUUUGACCAUUUCAGUAAAGAUCUGAAUAUGUUUUAUUGUUUCCAUUGAAAAUUAAACGUGCACAACUGACUUAGCUGGCUGCUUAUUCCUGUUCUCACAGUUGAAAGAUGAAUUCUGACGACGUGUGCAGAUGCGACUGACGUUCUGACGCCUUAAGUGUUUUGAAUGACCUGCACAUAUGGGCAAGAUGUGAAACUUAUGAAGGCAUGAAACAUGAGGAGCAUGAACGGCUGUCUUCAAUUCCACACCACAAUUCUGCGAAAGAUUUUGUAUUUCAAAUGAUUAAGUAUUAAAUGUUGGU